This is a messenger RNA of Arvicanthis niloticus (Nile rat), 4149 nucleotides long. RefSeq names its product DEAD/H-box helicase 11 (gene Ddx11). Gene Ontology annotation, molecular function: DNA binding; hydrolase activity, acting on acid anhydrides, in phosphorus-containing anhydrides; ATP binding. NCBI's taxonomy places the organism in Eukaryota, Metazoa, Chordata, Mammalia, Rodentia, Muridae. The record is from RefSeq and is a predicted model, not a curated record. Gene Ontology annotation, cellular component: nucleus. Gene Ontology annotation, biological process: nucleobase-containing compound metabolic process; establishment of sister chromatid cohesion.
GUGAAGCUGCGGUUCAAAUUCAGCCGGGAGCAGACUUGUUUGCCGGCCUCAGCGAGACCGUUUUGUGGUUGAGACGGAGUUUGGUGCUGCGUGAGGGAAGCGCUGAGCCUGAAGGCAGAGAGGGCAAUGGCUGCUGAAAGCCAGGAGAUCGGUGGCAUCCAUUUUCCUUUUCCCUUCCCGCCUUAUUCUAUCCAGGAGGACUUCAUGGCAGAGCUCUACAAGGUUUUGGAGGCUGGCAAGAUUGGGAUAUUUGAGAGUCCAACUGGCACGGGAAAGUCUUUAAGUCUGAUUUGUGGGGCCCUCUCCUGGCUCCGUGACUUUGAACAGAAGAAGUUGCAAUCGGAGGCUCGUCUCCUCGCACCUGGAUCUAGCUCCACAAGUAGUGGGAAGAACUCACUCAUGUCUUCCUCAUCUUGCCAAGAACCUUCUGACACCCCAAGGCCUUCUGGAGAACCUGACUGGGUCACUGAAUUUGUGCAGAAGAAAGAAGAAAGGGACCUGGUGGAGAGGCUGAGGGAGGAGCAGAUGAAGAGGAGGAAGCGAGAGGAGCGGCUGCAGGAGGUCUACCAGGAUGGAAGGCUCAGGUUUGCAGCCAAGCGCAUGAAACAGGAGGAAGAAGAGACUGAGACUCUCCUGCGCCUUAGCAGGGAGAUGCUAGCUGCAGGAACAGGACCAGAGCAGCUAGAGCAGCUGGAGUGUGGGGAGGAGCAUCUGGUUCUGGCAGAAUAUGAGAGUGAUGAGGAGAGAAGAGGCAGCAGGGUGGAUGAAGCUGAGGAUGACUUGGAGGAAGAACAUGUGACCAAGAUUUAUUACUGCAGUCGGACACACUCACAGUUGGCCCAGUUUGUGCGUGAAGUACUGAAGAGCCCUUUUGGCAAGGAAACUCGGCUAGUCUCCCUUGGCUCUAGGCAGUCCCUUUGUGUGAAUGAAGAUGUGAAAAACCUGGGUUCUGUGCAACUUAUGAAUGACCGCUGUGUGGACAUGCAAAGAAGUAAACAUGAAAAGAACAGAACUGGGGAAGACAAGCCAAAGAGAAGGAGACAGAAGAUCCAGACCUCUUGCCCCUUCUACAAUCAUGAGCAGAUGGAGCUUCUCCGGGAUGAGAUUCUGCUGGAGGUGAAGGACAUGGAGCAACUUGUGGCCCUUGGGAAGGAGGCCCGGGCCUGCCCCUAUUAUGGAAGCCGCUUUGCCAUCCCUGCAGCCCAGCUAGUGGUGCUACCCUACCCAAUGUUGCUGCAUGCAGCUACACGACAGGCUGCCGGAAUCAGGCUGCAAGGUCAGGUGGUCAUUAUUGACGAGGCACACAACCUGAUCGACACCAUCACCAACAUCCACAGCACAGAGGUCAAUGGUUCCCAGCUCUGCCAGGCUCAUUCCCAGUUGCUCCAGUACAUGGAAAGAUAUGGGAAGCGUUUAAAGGCCAAGAACUUGAUGUACAUCAAGCAGAUCCUAUACUUACUGGAGAAGUUUGUGGUUGUUUUGGGAGGUAACGUUAAGCAAAAUCCUAGUACACAGAGCCUGCCUCAGACAGGGUCUGAGCUGAAGAGCAUCAAUGACUUUCUCUUUCAGAGCCAGGUGGACAACAUCAACCUCUUCAAGGUGCAGCGGUACUUGGAGAAGAGCAUGCUCAGCAGGAAGCUCUUUGGCUUCACAGAAUGUUUUGGAGUUGUUCUUCCAUCCCCCUCAGACUCUCAGGAAAACCGAGGUCUGGGUGGCUUCCAGCAGUUCCUGAAGAGCCUGCAGUCAGGGCCUACUGAGGACUCCCAGGCUGUAGCCCUGCGGCCUGCCUCUCCACUGAUGCACAUUGAGGCCUUCCUGGCAGCUCUCACCACAGCCAACCAGGAUGGCAGGGUUAUUGUGAACCGCCAAGGCAGUAUGGGUCAGAGCAGCCUUAAAUUCUUACUCUUGAACCCAGCUGUGCACUUUGCCCAGGUGGUGAAGGAAUGCCGAGCAGUGGUCAUUGCAGGUGGCACCAUGCAGCCGGUGUCUGACUUUCGGGAGCAGCUGUUGGCAUGCUGUGGAGUAGAAGCUGCGCGAGUGGUGGAGUUUUCCUGUGGUCACGUGAUCCCUCCAGACAACAUCUUGCCUCUUAUUAUAUGCAAUGGGCCCUCUAACCAGCAGCUGGAAUUCACCUACCAGAGAAGAGAGCUGCCUCAGAUGAUGGAGGAGACAGGCCGCAUUCUCUGUAACUUGUGCAACGUGGUUCCUGGAGGGGUGGUCUGCUUCCUCCCUUCCUAUGAGUACCUGCGCCAGGUACAUGCUCAUUGGGACAAGACUGGCCUGCUGGCACGUUUGUCUGUCAAGAAAAAGAUAUUUCAAGAGCCCAAGAGAGCGAGCCAGGUAGAGCAGGUGCUGAUGGCGUAUUCCAAGUGCAUUACGAGCUGCAGUCACUCAGAAGGCCAUCUGACAGGGGCUUUGCUCCUCUCUGUGGUUGGAGGGAAGAUGAGUGAAGGGAUCAACUUCUCUGAUGACCUAGGCCGGUGUGUGGUGAUGGUGGGGAUGCCGUACCCCAACAUUAAGUCUCCAGAGCUACAAGAGAAGAUGGCCUACUUGGAUCAGACCCUUCCUAGGACACCAGGUCAGCCCCCUCCAGGGACGGUAUUGAUAGAGAAUCUGUGUAUGAAAGCUAUAAACCAAUCCAUAGGCAGGGCCAUUAGGCACCAAAGGGACUUUGCCAGCAUUGUGCUCCUGGAUCACCGGUAUGCCCGCCCUUCUAUCCUGGCGAAGCUGCCAGCCUGGAUACGAGACCGAGUGGAGGUCAAAGCCACCUUUGGGCCUGCUUUUGCUGCUAUGCGGAAGUUUCAUCGAGAGAAGUCACACCCAUGUCUGGUAUAAGCUUCUCUUUAUUCUCCCUGCUUGACCUGGCCUUUGUAUUUGGCCUAAGAACAUCUAAACUGUAUGCAGACUGCUAAGUCUACACCAGUCUUCCAGAGGCAGUGGACUCCAGUGUUCGACUUGCAUAGAAAAACCACAAGGACAAAUCCAGAACAUCCUGAAGGAACCUGGCCUGGGACACCUUGUUCCCUGAGAUUGACUCACUAUAGCACCUGGCUCAGAUUCAGCUUUCUGUCUGGCUUCAGGAGGCUGUGCUAGCAGCAGCUCUCUGCCUUUUCUGAGGUGAGGCCCAUCUGCCUCUGUCCUUUAUAGCGACAGUAAGCUUUUCUUGGCCUGGCCAUAUACCUUUCUAUGCCCCACAAUUUUUUCUCCUUAUGCUUUUCCCCAUAAAGUAAGAGGCAUUGAUCCCGUCCAUGGCUGUUUAGGCCUCUGCACUCAGAACAACAUCUACCUGAAGACAUGGCAUUGGGCAAAAGUGUCUCUGUUUUUCAUUUUCUUCUGUUGUACCAUGAAGGAGCCCCAGUUAAGAGUCCAGCUCUUUCAUGUUCCACUGUGGCUGUCCCUUAUGUGAGCUUCAGCAAACUCAGGAGCAGUGCCCUUGCCAUUUAGGCAGUAUACUUGUUGCAUACUGUUUGCAAGCUGAGAAGCCAUAGAAGAGGCAGAGGAGAGAAUGAAGGCUUGUCUUUCACGGUUCUUGUGCCACUUGCAGCUCAAAAGAGUUCCAUCCUUGAAUCUUCCCCAGAUUGAAAUGGUAAGGCCCUCACACCUGAGGGAUAUUGUUUAGAGACAGGCCUCCUGUAGAGAGGCAGGGAAAGAUUUUGUCAUUAGGAUAGGACUUUAGAGUGUGCUGAGUAAAGUGCAGCUAGAAGUCCCCGUCAACUGAUCUCACCUAGAGAAUGGUAGCCUCUGUAAACCUUGAAGGAUUGCCACUUGGAAUCUACUCAUCUGUUACCUGCUCUCUGAAGUGGCAAUGUUCCCAGGCUUAGAUCAUAGAAAUAUCAUGUGUUAUGCCCGAUUAAAAGAACAAUUGAACCUACACAAACUUUAUGAUCAAGUAUGAGAAUCCUCCUAAAUGCAGUUGACAAUAUCAUGGUAAUAGAUAUUACUCUAGAGACAGUGUGCAGUGUCAGCUAUAUAAAAGAGCAUUGGGGAGAUGCAGUGGGAGGAAUAAUUGAUUCAGGGGAUCAAAGUGGGCAGCAUGCUGCAGAAUGAAGAGACCCAGAGAUCUUACUUGUUUAGUGACCUCCAUCAAGCCACUUAAAGUGUUACUCACCUAUCAGUGUUUGCUUGGUUUCCCUUAAGAGAUGAGAUACA